UUUUGUGAAAAUUUAUUAAAGAUAAGUUAGUGGAAAAGAUGUGGCACCACGCUCUUGCUCUAGCGAUUUUAUUCCUCAGUGUUAAUGCUGCAUCUCUUCGGGAACCAAUACAUAGGAUCGUAGGAGGUAUUGCUGUGAAUAUUGAGGAUUUUCCUCAUCAGGUGUCUAUCAUUUUCAACAAUAGUCAUAUCUGUGGUGGUUCCAUCAUCAGUGAUAAAUUCAUCUUGUCUGCAGCUCACUGUUAUAUUGGUCGCACUGCCUUUUUCCAAGUAAGAGUUGGUUCGACAAAUAGCACUGCUGGUGGGACACUUUACACAGUUAAAGAUAUCCAUGCCCAUACGUCCUACAAUGAUACCACAUAUGACUACGAUUUUAGCAUCUUUGAAUUAAAUGAUGCGAUUGCUCUGGAUAAUGUUACUAGUCGUGUUGUGAGACUUUCUGAAAUUAAUGAAUACCUUCCAAAUGGAAGUAAUCUGACUAUUUCCGGAUGGGGAGAUACGAGAAAUCCAACUGAAUCUGAGGAGCAUCUCCGGGCUGUGUCAGUGCCAAAAUUGGAACAAUUAGAAUGUAUAGCUAGUUACUUAUUUAGUGGCUUCAUCACAGACAGGAUGUUUUGCGCUGGCUAUCGUCAAGGUCAAAAGGAUGCCUGCCAAGGCGACUCUGGUGGUCCUGUUCUGAACGAUAAUAACGUCCAGGUUGGAGUUGUUUCUUGGGGUCUUGAUUGCGCAUUAGCAAGAUAUCCUGGAGUCUAUGGAAGGAUCUCAUCAGUCAGACAAUGGAUCCGCGAUAUCACUAAUGUGUGACGGGCACAAAAUUCAUUUGAUUUGAGAUUAUAAAGUUACUUUAAAUAAAAAUUUUAAUAAAACAUC
Lutzomyia longipalpis is the source of this 869-nucleotide messenger RNA. RefSeq names its product trypsin 3A1-like. The coding region runs from base 39 to 803 and encodes 254 amino acids. The record is from RefSeq and is a predicted model, not a curated record. The transcript is spliced from 3 exons. Gene Ontology annotation, biological process: proteolysis. Gene Ontology annotation, molecular function: serine-type endopeptidase activity. Lineage: Eukaryota; Metazoa; Arthropoda; Insecta; Diptera; Psychodidae.